AUGGACGACGCGCGGAAGCUCCUGGACUCCCUGAUGGGCCCCAGCCGGGAUAAGGACAUGAAGGAGCAGAAGCGGAGCGACGGCUGGAAGGAGCGCAACGUCUGCAAGCGCUUCCUGGUAGGAUUCUGCCCGAACGACAGCCAGGACAACUGGUUCAAGAACACGAGGCGCGACAUAGGCUCCUGCACCAAGGUCCACUCCGUAGCGCUCAAGCAGCAGUUCGAGCAGCAUCCGGACAGGGAGAAGUACCAGACGGACUACGAGAAGGACUUCCUGGAUUACUUGGAGGGCCUGAUCCACGAGGCCGACCAGUGGAUAAGCAGAGAGAGGAAGAACUGCAAAGGGGCCGGCGUUGAGACGCGCAUCCCUCCCAAUCUCAAGCAGACCAUCGACCGCAUGAAGGAGCAGGCCGAGGACCUGAUGAAGAAGGCCGAGGACCUGGCGGAGUCCGGGGACGUCGCCGGCAGCAAGCGCAUGGUGGACGAGUCUGGUCGGUUGAAGCAGGACAUCGAGGAGAUCAGGGCCACCCACACAGUGGAGGUGGCCGCGGAGGAGGUCUGUGACAUCUGCGGGGUGCGGUGCCAGCCGGGGGAGGCGGCGGACUUCCAGGCGCACCUGGACGGCAAGUUGCACGAGGGCUACACGCGGAUCCGCGAGAAGGUCAAGGAGCUGCGCGAGAAGGUGCGGGCAGCCCCGGAGAAGCCCCAGGCCGAGCGGCGGGCCUCGGCGGGCGCGGAGGCCAAGGACCGCGAGCGGCGCCGCAGCCGCAGCCGCAGCCGGCGGCGGGGCAGCCGCAGCCGGGAGCGCCGCCGGAGGCGGUAG
This is a messenger RNA of Prorocentrum cordatum, 822 nucleotides long. Lineage: Eukaryota; Dinophyceae; Prorocentrales; Prorocentraceae. The record is from the annotation of a GenBank genome assembly.